This is a messenger RNA of Drechmeria coniospora, 975 nucleotides long. RefSeq lists its product as uncharacterized. The record is from RefSeq and is a predicted model, not a curated record. NCBI's taxonomy places the organism in Eukaryota, Fungi, Ascomycota, Sordariomycetes, Hypocreales, Ophiocordycipitaceae. The coding region runs from base 1 to 975 and encodes 324 amino acids. The transcript has 3 exons.
AUGUCCUUCUUCUGGAAAUGGGCCCGAGGCCAGUGGUCGACUCUCCCUUACCCUGACCAGGACUGCACCGGCUGGACCGUCAUCAUCACGGGCGCCAACUCUGGUCUCGGCCUGGAAGCGGCCCGACACUUUGUGCGUCUCAACGCUACCAAGGUGAUCCUUGCCUGUCGCAGCGUCGAGAGAGGCGAGGCGGCGCUGCGGGAAAUCGAAAAGUCCCCGGAACACCAUGGCGCAGCGGAAGUCUGGCAGCUGGAUCUGGGGUCCGUCGAGAGUGUCAAGGAGUUUGCCGCGAGGGCCUCCAAGCUGGACAGGCUGGACGUGCUGCUUAACAAUGCCAGCAUCCUCACCCGCGACUGGGCCGUGCUGGAGGGACACGAGAGCAUGAUGACGGUCAACGUCAUCUCUACCCUUUUUCUCACCGUCCUGCUGCUACCGGCACUUCGCCGAACGGCCAUCCGGUUCAACGUGGUGCCGCACGUCACGACCGUCUCUUCGGAUGCCGCCUUCAUGCCGUUCUUCCCGGAGAAGAGAGCAGAGCACACGCUCGAUGCUCUCAAGGUUCACAAGAACUUUUCGGAGCGUUACAACACCACCAAGCUGCUCCAGCUCAUGAUGAUGCGCAAGCUUGCCGAGUCAUCCGACGCCUCGGGCAAGGGGCACGUCAUCGUGAACGCGCUGAACCCGGGACUCUGCAAAACGCAGCUCUUCCGCCACUGCGAGGCCUUCCCGCUGAGUUGGGCCAUCUGGCUCGCCUUUGUCGUCUUUGGACGCGAUGCCGAAAUGGGUUCGCGAACCCUCAUGUCGGCAGCACUGGCGGGCGAGGAGACGCACGGAAAGUGGAUGUCGGACUGCGAGCUGCAGGUAUGGCCCAAGGUGAUGGAGGGUGCGGAUGGCGCCAUCUUGAUGGAUAAAAUUUGGCGCGAGCUGGCUGAUGCUCUCGAGGCGCUUCAACCUGGGGUCAUGGAGAAUGUCUGA